AUGGCGCCGGCCCGUGUCACAUUUGCCGGCAUCGCGCUGAUUCAAGGAACCAUGCUCGAUUCUGGCGGUGGUGCCUACUACUUUGCCAAACAGUCAAUCAACGCUGAUCGGCAGGCUCGAUUCGAGGCUGAAGUCUCACGGAAGGCCCAAUUGAAGGCCAUGGAAGCCGAGUCCAUGCGACAGGCCAACCUGACCACCACUCCGCAGAAGCCUGCCGAUGAUCCCAGCUUGAAGCGAGCCAACAUGACCCGAUACCAGCACGCUGCCGACGACGUUGCCUCGCCAAGCACCGAAGCCUCUCAUGAUCCGGCAGCCACGCGGCACGAGCCCAUGAGUGAAACUGAACGAGUACUCGAGAAGGGAAAAUACGAGACGGUGGAGCCGUAUCGGCCACCGCGAGGAAACCGUCUCAGCUAA
This is a messenger RNA of Penicillium diatomitis, 417 nucleotides long. RefSeq lists its product as uncharacterized. The coding region runs from base 1 to 417 and encodes 138 amino acids. The record is from RefSeq and is a predicted model, not a curated record. Lineage: Eukaryota; Fungi; Ascomycota; Eurotiomycetes; Eurotiales; Aspergillaceae. The transcript has 2 exons.